This is a messenger RNA of Peromyscus eremicus (cactus mouse), 3245 nucleotides long. RefSeq names its product synaptosome associated protein 91 (gene Snap91). Gene Ontology annotation, molecular function: clathrin heavy chain binding; phosphatidylinositol-4,5-bisphosphate binding; SNARE binding. The transcript has 29 exons. Gene Ontology annotation, cellular component: synaptic vesicle; clathrin-coated vesicle; clathrin-coated pit. Gene Ontology annotation, biological process: clathrin coat assembly; clathrin-dependent endocytosis; synaptic vesicle budding from presynaptic endocytic zone membrane. The coding region runs from base 1 to 2745 and encodes 914 amino acids. Lineage: Eukaryota; Metazoa; Chordata; Mammalia; Rodentia; Cricetidae. The record is from RefSeq and is a predicted model, not a curated record.
AUGUCGGGCCAAACGCUCACGGAUCGGAUCGCCGCCGCUCAGUACAGCGUGACUGGCUCUGCUGUAGCGAGAGCGGUCUGCAAAGCCACCACUCAUGAGGUGAUGGGCCCCAAGAAGAAGCACCUGGAUUAUUUGAUCCAGGCUACCAAUGAGACCAAUGUCAAUAUUCCUCAGAUGGCCGACACCCUCUUUGAGCGAGCAACAAACAGUAGCUGGGUGGUGGUAUUUAAAGCUUUAGUGACCACACACCAUCUCAUGGUGCACGGAAAUGAGAGAUUUAUUCAGUAUUUGGCCUCUAGAAAUACGCUAUUCAACCUCAGCAACUUUCUGGAUAAAAGUGGAUCCCAUGGUUACGAUAUGUCUACGUUCAUAAGGCGUUACAGUAGAUACUUAAAUGAAAAGGCAUUCUCCUACAGACAGAUGGCAUUUGACUUUGCCAGAGUGAAGAAAGGGGCUGACGGCGUGAUGAGGACAAUGGUUCCCGAAAAGCUCCUGAAGAGCAUGCCCAUCCUGCAGGGGCAGAUCGAUGCGCUGCUGGAGUUUGAUGUGCAUCCAAAUGAACUAACAAAUGGUGUCAUAAAUGCUGCAUUUAUGCUUCUUUUCAAAGAUCUUAUCAAACUUUUCGCUUGCUACAAUGAUGGCGUCAUUAACUUACUUGAAAAGUUUUUUGAGAUGAAGAAAGGACAAUGUAAAGACGCGCUAGAAAUUUACAAACGAUUUCUAACUAGAAUGACCCGAGUGUCCGAAUUUCUCAAGGUGGCGGAGCAAGUUGGUAUAGAUAAAGGUGACAUUCCUGAUCUCACGCAGGCUCCCAGCAGUCUUAUGGAGACCCUUGAACAACAUCUAAAUACCUUAGAAGGAAAGAAACCUGGAAACAAUGAAGGAUCUGGUGCUCCCUCUCCAUUAAGUAAGUCUUCUCCAGCCACAACUGUUACAUCUCCGAACUCUACACCAGCUAAAACUAUCGACACGUCCCCACCGGUUGACUUAUUCGCAACGGCAUCUGCGGCUGUCCCUGUCAGUGCUGCUAAGCCAUCCAGCGAUCUCCUUGAUCUUCAGCCAGACUUCUCUGGAGCGGCUGCGGGGGCGGCAGCGCCUGUACCGCCGCCAGCCGCUGGGGGAGCCACGGCGUGGGGAGACCUUUUGGGAGAGGACUCCUUGGCCGCACUCUCUUCCGUCCCCUCUGAAGCACCGAUUUCAGACCCGUUUGCACCAGAACCUUCCCCUCCUUCGGCAACCACUGAAACCGCUUCCGCUUCUGCCUCAACUACCACAGCUGUGCCAGCUGUCACUACGGAAGUGGAUCUCUUUGGAGAUGCCUUUGCAGCUUCUCCUGGGGAGGCCCCUGCAGCAUCCGAAGGGGCCGCCGCACCAGCUACCCCAACCCCAGUGGCUGCAGCUCUUGAUGCAUGCUCAGGAAAUGACCCUUUUGCCCCAUCCGAAGGAAGUGCAGAGGCUGCACCUGAGCUGGACCUCUUUGCAAUGAAGCCACCCGAGACCAGCGCUCCUGUAGUUACCCCCACAGCUAGCACAGCCCCUUCAGUUCCCGCCACUGCUCCUUCUCCUGCUCCUACCGCUGUGGCAACCACUGCUGCCACCACCGCCGCCACUGCAGCUACCACCACUGCCACCACCUCCGCUGCCGCCGCCGCCGCCGCCGCCGCCACCACCGCCACCGCCACCGCCGCCGCCACCACCGCCGCUCCUCCUGCUCUAGAUAUCUUUGGUGAUUUGUUUGAUUCUGCUCCUGAAGUUGCUGCAGCACCUAAGCCAGACGCGGCUCCUAGCAUAGACCUGUUUGGUACAGAUGCUUUCUCCUCUCCACCACGAGGGGCCUCUCCGGUGCCUGAGAGCUCUCUCACUGCUGACCUCUUAUCCGUGGACACAUUUGCAGCGCCGUCCCCUGCCGCCACUGCCUCUCCAGCAAAGGUGGAGUCCUCGGGUGUGCUAGACCUUUUUGGGGAUGCGUUUGGAAGUAGUGCUUCUGAAACCCAACCAGCACCACAGGCUGUUUCUAGUUCCUCAGCAUCGGCAGACCUACUAGCUGGGUUUGGGGGUUCCUUCAUGGCCCCAUCUACAACACCGGUAACCCCAGCUCAGAAUAACCUGCUGCAACCCAAUUUCGAGGCUGCUUUUGGAACAACGCCUUCAACUUCAAGCAGCAGCUCCUUUGAUCCAUCAGUGUUUGAUGGUUUAGGUGAUCUUCUGAUGCCGACCAUGGCACCAUCUGGGCAGCCUGCCCCUGUCUCAAUGGUCCCACCCAGUCCUGCAAUGGCAGCCAGCAAAGGCCUUGGAAGUGACCUUGACUCAUCUCUGGCCAGCUUAGUAGGCAAUCUUGGAAUUUCUGGUACCACAACAAAAAAGGGAGAUCUCCAGUGGAAUGCUGGGGAGAAAAAGUUGACUGGUGGAGCCAACUGGCAACCGAAAGUCACUCCAGCCACAUGGUCAGCAGGUGUUCCACAGCAGGGCACUGUUCCUCCAACCAGCUCAGUUCCUCCGGGUGCCGGGGCCCCAUCUGUUGGGCAACCUGGAGCAGGAUUUGGAAUGCCUCCUGCAGGGACAGGCAUGACCAUGAUGCCUCAGCAGCCGGUCAUGUUUGCACAGCCCAUGAUGAGACCACCCUUUGGAGCCGCAGCUGUGCCGGGCACCCAGCUUUCUCCAAGCCCUACACCUGCCACUCAGAGUCCCAAGAAACCUCCAGCCAAGGACCCAUUAGCGGAUCUUAACAUCAAGGAUUUCUUGUAAACAAUUUAAGCUGCAAUUUUUGUGACUGAAUAGGAAAAAUAACAUGAGUUUGGAAACUUCAAGUAAGAUUGAUGCUCAGAGUUUCCAAGUGAGCCACCAGUACCAAAUCCAGUGCUGACUGUAACUUCUCUUCCAGACACACAGCCCAGCUGUGACAGUGAACAUUAGGAAUGUGUACUACCUUAGCUGUUAUCCCUGCUCUCAAACUCGUAGCGUAUUUGGAUUAUUUGUGUGUUGUACGAUGUAAACAAUGAAUGGAUGUUUCCAAUGCCUUUAGUGCUUUUCUGGACGUUGCCCAUGGACGGAUGAUGCAGCUGUUGUGUGGUGAGCCAUUUGAAAAGAUGUGUCUGUGUUUUUGAAGGUUUCAGUGUAUAUAUCUAUAACUUUUGGACAAACCCUCAAGUCCUCCCAUGAACUCUCUUCUCUUCUGUACCUCUGUUACAAACGUAAUGUGAUAUUAUCAGCUAGUGAGGAAAACACUCUUAAAUAUAUGAAAACUU